Messenger RNA from Apodemus sylvaticus (European woodmouse), 5264 nucleotides. It is a transcript of the gene Cadps, whose product is annotated as calcium dependent secretion activator. The transcript has 28 exons. Bases 308 to 4246 code for a protein of 1312 amino acids. NCBI's taxonomy places the organism in Eukaryota, Metazoa, Chordata, Mammalia, Rodentia, Muridae. The record is from RefSeq and is a predicted model, not a curated record. Gene Ontology annotation, biological process: dense core granule exocytosis; positive regulation of exocytosis; synaptic vesicle exocytosis. Gene Ontology annotation, cellular component: glutamatergic synapse.
GCGGCUGCAGAUGGCAUCCGGCUGCGGGCUCGGGGCUCGCAAUUGAUUCUCGCCCUUGCCCACCUCGGGUGCACAUACGCACCUCUCCCUUCUCCUCCUCCCCUCGCGCUCCUGGGUCUGCGCUCAGCUCGCGUUCGCCGGGCGGAGGAAGCAGUCGCGGCGGCCGAAGCUGAGCAGCAGCGCUCGCUCUCUCUGACCUAGGAAGAAGCGCCCACCGGGACAGCCGACCCUCGGCUGCCUCCAGCGCCCCCCACCUUUUGCACCCCAAGGAGGAGGCUCCGAGGACCCCCCUUUCCCAGCCGCUACCAUGCUGGACCCUUCGUCCAGCGAAGAGGAGUCUGAUGAGAUCCUGGAAGAGGAGAGCGGCAAGGAGGUGCUGGGCUCGGCCGCGUCCGGAGCGCGCCUGUCUCCCAGCCGCACCAGCGAGGGCUCGGCGGGCAGCGCCGGGAUGGGGGGCAGUGGCGCCGGGGCCGGGGUGGGCGCCGGCGGCGGUGGGGGUAGCGGCGCGAGCAGCGGCGGCGGGGCCGGGGGGCUGCAGCCCAGCAGCCGCGCCGGCGGCGGCCGGCCCUCCAGCCCCAGCCCGUCGGUGGUGAGCGAGAAGGAGAAGGAAGAGUUGGAGCGGCUGCAGAAGGAAGAGGAGGAAAGGAAGAAGAGGCUGCAGCUGUACGUGUUCGUGAUGCGCUGCAUCGCCUACCCCUUCAACGCCAAGCAGCCCACCGACAUGGCUCGGCGGCAGCAGAAGAUCAGCAAACAGCAGCUUCAGACUGUCAAGGACCGGUUCCAGGCUUUCCUCAAUGGGGAGACCCAAAUCGUGGCUGAUGAAGCCUUUAUGAAUGCUGUCCAGAGCUACUAUGAGGUGUUUCUCAAGAGUGACCGCGUGGCCCGCAUGGUACAGAGUGGGGGCUGCUCAGCCAAUGACUCUCGGGAGGUCUUCAAGAAACACAUCGAGAAGAGGGUGCGCAGCCUGCCUGAGAUUGACGGCCUCAGCAAGGAGACUGUGCUAAGCUCUUGGAUGGCCAAGUUUGAUGCCAUCUACCGUGGUGAGGAGGACCCGAGGAAGCAGCAAGCCCGGAUGACAGCCAGUGCAGCUUCUGAGUUGAUUCUGAGCAAGGAACAGCUCUAUGAGAUGUUUCAGAACAUUCUUGGAAUCAAGAAGUUUGAACAUCAACUCCUGUAUAAUGCCUGUCAGCUGGACAAUCCAGAUGAGCAGGCAGCCCAGAUCAGACGAGAGCUGGAUGGACGUCUCCAAAUGGCAGACCAAAUAGCCAGGGAACGCAAAUUUCCUAAGUUUGUAUCCAAAGAAAUGGAAAACAUGUACAUUGAGGAGCUGAAGUCCUCCGUCAACCUGCUCAUGGCUAACCUGGAGAGCAUGCCGGUGUCCAAGGGCGGGGAGUUCAAGCUGCAGAAACUGAAGCGCAGCCACAACGCCUCCAUCAUCGACAUGGGCGAGGAGAGUGAGAACCAGCUGUCCAAGUCCGACGUCCUGCUGUCCUUCUCCUUGGAGGUGGUGAUCAUGGAAGUCCAAGGCCUUAAGUCUUUGGCUCCAAAUCGAAUUGUGUACUGCACAAUGGAGGUGGAGGGUGGAGAGAAACUUCAGACUGAUCAAGCAGAGGCAUCUAAACCAACCUGGGGCACUCAAGGCGACUUCUCCACAACCCACGCGCUGCCAGCUGUUAAAGUAAAGCUAUUCACAGAGAGCACUGGUGUCCUGGCCUUGGAAGACAAGGAACUCGGGCGGGUUAUCCUCCAUCCCACCCCAAACAGCCCCAAACAAUCUGAGUGGCACAAAAUGACAGUCUCCAAAAACUGCCCCGAUCAAGACCUCAAAAUCAAACUUGCUGUCCGAAUGGAUAAGCCUCAAAACAUGAAGCACUCUGGGUACUUAUGGACCAUUGGUAAGAAUGUGUGGAAGAGGUGGAAGAAGAGGUUCUUUGUGUUGGUGCAGGUCAGCCAGUACACGUUUGCCAUGUGCAGCUAUCGAGAAAAGAAAGCAGAGCCUCAGGAACUUCUGCAGCUGGACGGCUACACCGUGGAUUACACUGACCCUCAGCCAGGUUUGGAGGGUGGCCGAGCCUUCUUCAAUGCAGUCAAAGAAGGAGACACGGUGAUAUUUGCAAGUGAUGAUGAACAAGAUCGAAUCCUGUGGGUCCAAGCUAUGUACAGGGCCACCGGGCAGUCGCACAAACCUGUGCCCCCUACCCAGGUGCAGAAACUCAACGCCAAGGGCGGAAACGUACCUCAGCUGGAUGCCCCCAUCUCGCAAUUCUACGCAGAUAGAGCUCAGAAGCACGGCAUGGAUGAAUUCAUCUCUUCCAACCCCUGUAACUUUGACCACGCUUCCCUCUUUGAGAUGGUGCAGCGACUGACUUUGGAUCACAGACUAAAUGAUUCCUAUUCUUGCCUGGGCUGGUUCAGUCCUGGCCAGGUGUUUGUGUUAGAUGAGUAUUGUGCCCGAAAUGGAGUCCGAGGAUGUCAUCGGCACCUCUGCUACCUUAGAGACUUGCUGGAACGAGCAGAAAACGGCGCCAUGAUUGACCCCACACUUCUUCACUACAGCUUUGCCUUCUGUGCAUCCCAUGUCCAUGGUAACAGGCCUGAUGGAAUCGGAACUGUGACUGUUGAAGAAAAAGAACGCUUUGAAGAAAUCAAAGAGAGGCUCCGAGUUCUGCUAGAAAAUCAAAUUACACAUUUCAGGUACUGCUUUCCGUUUGGUCGGCCGGAAGGUGCUUUGAAAGCCACUCUCUCACUCUUGGAACGGGUUUUGAUGAAAGAUAUUGUCACACCAGUACCACAAGAAGAGGUCAAAACUGUCAUCCGUAAAUGCCUAGAGCAGGCUGCUCUAGUCAACUACUCACGCCUAUCUGAGUAUGCCAAAAUUGAAGGGAAAAAGAGAGAAAUGUAUGAGCAUCCUGUCUUCUGCUUGGCCUCCCAAGUGAUGGAUUUAACCAUUCAAAAUGUAGGCCGCUUAAUCACUCCCGCCAAAAAGCUCGAAGACACAAUCCGUCUUGCUGAACUAGUCAUUGAAGUACUGCAACAAAACGAGGAGCAUCACGCCGAGGCCUUUGCGUGGUGGUCAGACUUAAUGGUGGAGCAUGCGGAGACGUUCCUGUCACUCUUUGCGGUGGACAUGGAUGCAGCAUUAGAGGUGCAACCCCCAGACUCGUGGGACAGUUUCCCACUCUUCCAGCUUCUGAAUGACUUUCUUCGUACAGACUAUAAUUUGUGCAAUGGAAAGUUUCACAAACACCUGCAGGACCUGUUCGCCCCACUUGUUGUUAGAUAUGUGGAUCUGAUGGAGUCCUCCAUUGCACAAUCUAUCCACAGGGGCUUUGAGCGGGAGUCAUGGGAGCCAGUCAAUAAUGGAUCAGGUACCUCAGAAGACUUGUUCUGGAAACUUGAUGCCCUGCAGACUUUCAUCCGUGACCUACACUGGCCUGAGGAAGAGUUUGGAAAGCACUUAGAGCAGCGGCUAAAACUGAUGGCCAGUGACAUGAUUGAGUCCUGCGUCAAAAGAACCAGGAUUGCAUUUGAAGUUAAGCUGCAAAAAACCAGUCGAUCAACAGAUUUUCGAGUCCCACAGUCAAUAUGCACCAUGUUUAAUGUUAUGGUUGAUGCCAAAGCUCAGUCAACAAAACUCUGCAGCAUGGAGAUGGGCCAAGAGCAUCAAUACCAUUCAAAAAUAGAUGAGCUAAUUGAAGAAACCGUUAAAGAAAUGAUCACGCUCUUGGUGGCAAAGUUUGUAACUAUAUUGGAAGGCGUACUGGCAAAGUUAUCCAGAUAUGACGAGGGGACUUUGUUUUCUUCUUUUCUGUCAUUUACGGUGAAAGCAGCUUCCAAGUAUGUGGACGUGCCUAAACCCGGGAUGGAUGUGGCCGACGCCUACGUGACUUUCGUCCGCCACUCUCAGGAUGUCCUGCGUGAUAAGGUCAAUGAGGAGAUGUAUAUAGAAAGGUUAUUUGAUCAAUGGUACAACAGUUCCAUGAACAUCAUCUGCACCUGGCUGACUGACCGGAUGGACCUACAGCUCCACAUUUACCAACUGAAAACACUAAUUAGGAUGGUAAAGAAAACCUAUAGAGAUUUCCGAUUGCAAGGGGUCCUGGAUUCCACCUUAAACAGCAAGACCUAUGAGACCAUCCGAAACCGUCUCACUGUGGAGGAGGCUACAGCAUCAGUGAGUGAGGGCGGAGGCUUACAAGGUAUCAGCAUGAAGGACAGCGACGAGGAAGAUGAAGAAGAUGAUUAGACCAUUCUCUGGGUCCAAGAGUCCACUGGGAUGGAGUCCUGUAAUCAAUGCAUGUCUUUAGUCUGUUAGUUAACCCCAUUAGAGAAUUUUCUGUCAACCAACAUGACCAUGAGAUGUUUACCAAUACAAUUACCAUUUUAGCUGCGUGGUACCAAGAUUAGCAAAUGGUUUCCUGAUUUCUGUGUCUAUAUGUUUACAAGCAAUAUGGAACACCAUUCUUAAACACUGUUCAUGGAGAGAAUACAUAGUUCAGCUACUAGGUGUGUCCCUUUUGUUAGCAGGACAAACGAUGCUUCAUCCUGUACUACAUAUACACUGAUGGAAACAGGCAUGGGAGCAAGUGUGUUUCCAUGUCUCUGCUUCAUGUAUGUGGGUACCGGGUAUUUAAAUUAGUACACAAAUAAAUUAAUUUAAGUACAUAGAUCUGCUUGGUUUUGGUUUCUGUUUUGUUCUUGAUUUAUGAGAAGGAGAAAAGGAGUGGUCCCAACAGCCAAUUUUUGCUUUUCUUAUCCCUGAAAACUGAAAGCAAUGGACCCCUUGUGUCCCAGCAAAUCCAGCCUUGCAUUUACCCAUGUAGGUUCACUCACCAAAACAGUUACAUAUCACUGGAUUAAUUAUGUUCAUUGUCAUGGCAAGGGGGCCAUGGGAUCAGGACGUAGCAUCAAGCAAGGUUCAGACCAACUGUCUUCAGUGCAAGUGUAUCCUAGUAAAUGUUACAUUUUGACUUUCUGUUUCAAUAACUGUAUAUGUAAAAAAAAAUAAACCUUAUUGAAAUGACAACCCUAGACUAUAAAUGUAUUUAUAAUAAGAUAUGGAUAAUUCCUCCAGUAGACUGUAACCAUAAUUUCAAUUAUUUUGUUCCACACUGUUUUUUAUAUCUGUCAUGUACAUUGCACUUUGAUCUGUAACUGAGCGACCCUGGGGUCUGCUAUAGAGCUGUUUCUUUCUGUGGAAAGUAGUGGGUCCAUCUUGCUUUUUGCCUUAUAUAAAAGCCUACAGUUGUAAAAGUGUGGGGAAC